AGAGAGAUGACAACAAAACACAACCAACAGCCUUACAGCGUUUUUGGCUCUUCAUCAUUGACAGAUGUUUUGUAAACAGUAAACGACGCUAAAAACACAGCGUGCAAUGUGCAUAAUUCGGGCACUUACACACUUUUGCCUUUUCACGGCGAAUAAAAGUUUUAUCGUUUAAGUAUUGUCCGCUGACGUCACUUUGAUUCCUUGAAGUGAGGCAGAAUAAACCUUGAAAGGACUCUCCUUCAAUCUGCUGUUCGUAACUAACACACACACACAAACACACACUCACACACGCAGUCACUCACUCACUCACUCACACACACACCGAGACUCAAUUACUGCCCAAUUCCCUUCUUCAUCAUCUCCUGCUACACCGGCCUCUUCCAAAAGCAAAUCGAAAAAGGAAAACAAAGAGCAACGUUACCUGAAGUGAUACUUCGGACCCGAUCGAGGCGGAAUUACGCGAAGUGUCAAAACUAAGGGUGGACAAGCAGUGAUGUCACACAGCUGAGGACAUUCCCACUCAAUAUGGAGUCUGGAGAACGGCUGGCCUCGCCUUCCACCACCCUGGCCUCCGUCCACACCGCCACCUCUGCGUCAACAUCUUCCUCCUCUUCCUCAUCCACAGCAGCCUCCAAUGCCAAGAGCAGCCUGAACCACGGAGCCACGGCCUCGCUCAGCACAUGCGGUCCUCUGUUUGGGAUGACAGGCAGUGACCAGCCCUUCAGUGUCAGCUCAGUGACCUCUGUGCCCAGCGCGUAUCCGCUCAUGGCCCACCCAGCCUUUGGUCUGCUAUCACCGGCAACGGUCCGCCCAGAGUUUGGGGGUCUAGGAGGACUGGGGGUCUCUGCUGCCCUCGCAGCUCACCCACAACUAGGAGCCUUCACAGAAUGGUGGAGAGCAGCAGAAGCACAUGGACGGGGUCCUCCAGCCUUCUUCCCGCCUUUUCUAAGUCUGCCGCCUAUGUUUGCCCCGCCGCUGCACAACCACGAGGCCAAUCCUUACACAUCCAAAACACCCAGCAAGAGCAGUCAGGCCUCCAAAGGUGUGAACGGAGCUGUGAAUGGUCGUUCACUGUCUCCAUCUGUGGCUAAAGGAACGGUUUCGGCUUCUGCCUCCCCCUCCCCCGCGCUCCGGCCCCCUGAACACAGCCGGACACUCAACGCCAAAGCCCGCGACCGCAAGGCCAGUCACCAUAGCAACAGCACAGGGGAGCUUCAGGAGAAACCCUCACAGAAACCUAAAGAGAAGAAAGCCCGAAAGAAGCAGGUAGAGGGGUCUGGCGUAAGCGAGAGUGAAUCUGGAUCAUCGCUGGAUACAGACAGCGACGGCGUGAGCAGCAGUGAUAUCGAUGAUCUUGGAGAGGAAGAAGAUGAUGAUGAUGAAGAUGAAGAUGAGCAGAGUAAAGACAGUGAGGAGUCGGACUCAGAAAAGGAGCGGCAGAAGAAAAAGAAAAUGAAAAUUGUGACACCAAACUCUGGGCUCAGUAAGAAGGAAAAGACCAGGCUGUUGGCAGCCAAAGACUUCCACGGAGGCCUGCCGGGCAGUGCACUUUUAGAGCCCUCUCCAGUGCACCUGCAUCGCUCUCCACCUCCUCCAGGCCUGUCUCAACCCCCUCUGCUGUCUCUUUCGAGCAGCAGAGCCAGGGAAAGACCCCUCCACACCAGCGUCAUCCAGUCCACAGGCCUGGCUGCAGCCGCUAAACCGUUAGCACUAAUCGCACAGUCACGUCGAGACAUUUCUCCCAAACAUUCUCCACAGCAUCGCACCUCCUCUCCAAAAACCACAUCAGCCACUACCAAGCCCCUCACUUCAUCACCUCAGCCCCUCCCACUCUCGUUAUGCUCCUCCCCCAAACCACUCUCAGUCCCCUCCCCUCCUAAACCCCUCCCCCUGUCUUCUUCCCCCAAACCGCCCCCUCUCACCCCUUCCCUCAAAGCGCAAUCUCAAGCUUCCUCCCAGAAGUCCCAAUCUCCAGCGCUGGACACUCUGACCAGCAGGAAGUUUCUGGAAAGUUCUCUGGCACAAGUCACUGCUGACUACAGACUGAAACAGUCUUUCCUGUCCCAGGAUCAGACGUUUCCUCUCCAGUUAAAGAAACAGCAGGACCCAUAUAAGAUAAAAAAGAAGGCGGAGGCACUCACGUCCUCUUCCUCAUCUUCAUCCUCCUCCUCCUCCACACUCCCUCUUAAGCUCAGCUCUGAAGCGUCAGGUAGGACCAAGCCACCUGCAGCGCAAGGUGUGUCCUCCUCCAGUCUGCCUUUCUCUCAUGGCCUGCUGGGUCUGGGCCAGCCUAACGGAGUCAUCCUGAGCACCCAGGAUGUGCCGUUGGCCCUAACCACCAAACCUCGCUCAGACGUGCCCGUCAACCUCAGUACAGGAGGCCGUAAGAGCCCCGCCUCCGCGUCUCCCACUCCUAACCGCACCCGUGAGCCCCGGAAGAGCAAGACUCCCAAAGCGUUAGAAGCCUGGAGGGGUUUAUCCCAAAACCACCUGGUGCAGUCUCUGGUGGACCUGUUUCAACACAGCGGAGCUGAACAAAAGCUGCCCAGCAGCAAAGACUCAGAUGACUCUGCUGAGGACGAAGACGAUGAGGAUGAUGAUGUGGAGGAUGAAGAGGAUGAUGAUGAAGAGGAUUCAGAUGACAGUCUCUCAGAGUCAGACAGUAAUUCAGACAGCGAGAUGAAUGGCUCAGAGGGUGGUAAAAAGAAGCGCAAGGAUGGAGUCACGGAGAUGGACACCGAUGGAGAGAAGACUCCUCAGAAACUCAGCAAGGGGUUUUCCCAUCUGAACUCCUCCUCCAAUCACGGCCUGUCUGACUGUCUGCCACUAAACCUCCAAGUCAUUAAGCCCUCCAGUGUGGCCACACCCACCAUUGUGAGCAGCUCCGGUGCCUUGACCUAUCACAGCUCUCCCUCCUCAUCGUACUCUGUUGGCACCUCUCCAGGCUCUGCGAAGAGAAAGCGAGUGAUGAAUGAAGAUGAUUUACGGAUUCCGCUGGAAAUGGGCUGGCAAAGAGAGACCAGGAUGAAAACAGUGGGCGGUCGGCUGCAGGGAGACGUUGCGUAUUACGCCCCGUGUGGCAAACGACUGCGACAGUACCCGGAUGUUGUAAAGUAUCUGUCCAGAUAUGGAAUAACUGACAUCACACGUGAUAAUUUUAGCUUCAGUGCAAAAAUAAGGGUUGGUGACUUCUAUGAAGCCAGAGAAGGACCCCAGGGUCUGCAGUGGACUCUUCUGAAAGAGGAAGAGGUCAUCCCUCGUAUCUUGGCCAUGGAAGGUCGGCGAGGUCGUCCACCCAGCUCGGAGCGGCAGCCGAGGAGCGGCAGCGAGGUUUCAGGCAGCCGGCGGCGAAAAGGCCGCCCCCCGAAUCUAGGAGAGAGCGAAUUCCCAAGUCCCUCCGAGGCCAAACUGCUGCGCAAGCUGGAGGCUCAGGGUAAAGUGCUUCUUUUCAACUUAUUCACCUCAUUCAUAGAUAAUAACGCAUGUAUUGAUGGAAGAGAUUUGUCCGUUUUCCUAAAAGAAAUCGCGCGACAGGCGGCUCAGAUGAAGCUCAUGAGGAAACUAGAAAAACAGGCACUCGCACGGGCUGCCAAGGAGGCCCGCAAACAGCAAGCUAUCAUGGCUGCAGAGGAGAGGAGGAAGCAAAAGGAACAGUUGAAGAUUCUCAAACAGCAGGAAAAGAUAAAGCGCAUUCAGCAAAUCCGUAUGGAGAAGGAACUCCGCGCACAGCAGAUUCUCGAGGCAAAGCGGAAAAAGAGAGAGGAGGCUGCCAAUGCCAAAAUGUUGGAGGCGGAAAAGCGAAUAAAGGAGAAGGAGAUGAGACGCCAACAGGCUGUUAUUCUCAAGCACCAGGAGAUGGAGAGGCAUAGACUAGAUAUGGUAUGGGAGAGGGAGAGGAGGAGACAGCACGUUAUGCUAAUGAAAGCUGUGGAGGCUCGCAAAAAAGCUGAGGAGCGUGAACGCCUCAGGCAAGAGAAACGUGAUGAGAAACGCCUCAACAAGGAGCGGAAAAUGGAGCUCCGGAGGCUGGAGCUGGAGAUGAUCCGUGAGAUGAAGAAACCCAAUGAAGACAUGUGUUUGACAGAUCACAAGCCCCUUCCUGAGAUUCCUCGUAUACAUGGUCUGGUUCUUCCCGGGAGUGUGUUUGCGGACUGCCUGAUGGUGGUGCAGUUCCUGCGGAGCUUUGGGAAGGUCGUUGGCAUGGAUCCCUCAGAAUUGCCCACUCUGGGUAUACUGCAGGAGGGACUGCUCAACCUGGGAAACAGCAUGGGGCAAGUGCAGGACCUGUUGGUCCGACUACUCUCGUCUGCUGUGUCUGACCCAGGAUUGCCUCAAGGACACAGGGCUAAGUCUAUCUUAGGUGACCACCUGACCAAUGUGGGUCUGAAUCGGGACAAUGUGUCUGAGGUUUUGCAGCUGUACAUGGAGGCUCACUGCUCUCAGACUGAGCUAGCUGAUCUUACUCUGAGUCUGAGGACCAAAGCCUUUCAGGCCCACACGCCGGCUCAGAAAGCCGCUGUCCUGGCCUUCCUGGUAAAUGAGCUGUCCUGCAGUAAAAGCGUGGUCAGUGAAAUUGACAAAAGCCUGGAGCACAUGAAUGUGCUGAGGAAGGACGAGUGUAUUGUGGAGGGCAAAUUGAAGAAAAUGAAAACAAUCUACGCUAAACGGACAGGGAAACGUGAAGCAAUCACUGGAGGGGAGGAGCCUCAGGCUGCGGGCGGCUCCGCCAUUGGUCACAAGCGCAAGAGGAAGGCUGGGGAUAGUGAUGACGACGAUGAUGAAGAUGAGGACAGUGAAGAUGCAGGGGAUGAGGAUGAAGAUGAGGAGGAGGAAGAGGCUAAAAAGGGAAAAAAGGUGGAGACGUGUGAUGAGGAUGAGGGAGACCCAGCCACAAGUGUUGAAGAGCUGGAGAAACAGAUUGAGAAGUUAUCAAAGCAGCAAAACCUGAUCCGUCGGAAGCUCUUUGAGUCGUCUCACGCCCUGCGGUCCAUGUCGUACGGGCAGGACCGGUACCGCCGCAGAUACUGGGUCCUCCCGCAGUGUGGAGGAGUUUACAUAGAGGGGUUAGAGAGUGGAGAAGGGGUCGAGGAGCUGGAGAAAGAGCAUGAAAGGUUGAGGAACUUUCCAGUGCAGGUCAAAGAGGAGCCUAAGGAGGACGUUCUGCAGAAUCAUCAGCAUGAGGAGAUACAGGGGGCUGUGAAGGAGGAGGUGAAACAGGAGGAGGAGAAGCCCAUCGAUCCUGAUCAGGAGGCAAAUAAAGAGAUGCGCUCCUCUCCACUAAAAGAACAGCAGGAAACAGAGGUUGCGACCACGCCCCCUCAACUACCAGAGCUCCGCCCCUCACAAAGCCCUCAGUGUCAGGAACUGCCUCGCACACCUGUUGGGGCCAAGGGGCUCUGCUACACCCAUAACGGCUGCCCGGCAACAGUCGCUAUGGAAACUACAUCAGCAUCAUCUCCAGCUCACUCUCCAACUACCUCCAAGCUGACAGAGGCCAGCAGCCCAAGCGCAGAGCACACAAUCCCUCCUCCUCUGCAGUUGGGCAUCCCUGCGCACAUCCUGCAGCCGCAGCAGCUGGCGCAGACUCAGCUCCUGGCCAACGACCAGCUGCUCAAGGUCCUCAGCGAGCGCAGCGGGCACUGGUUUAGCCUGCUGCCUCGUUCGCCCUGCGACGACACCUCCCUCAUCCAGCCGUCUGCACACCCGCAGUCCUCGCCCAGCAGCAACACCCCCAGCACACGGCCCAAAACGCCACCUGCACCAUCUACCUCCUCUCCGCACCAUCACCUGCUUCCUCUUUCUGCGUCUGCAAGCCCUCUGAACCCCUCACCUGGUGGGAUCAGCAACCUCAGUUUGCAGGUAAAGCCAGGUGGAACUCUGAUUGGUUUACCUUUGGGCAACUGGUCCGGUGGGGUCAUCAGCCCUAAUCUCCCCCUGUGCAGCAGCCCCCUGCACAUAUACCCCUCAGUGGAGGGCAGCGCCAGCCCCCUGCUGGCACCCAGCGUCUCGACCAGCAAAAGUGGUUCUCCCGUUCCCACUGGGGAGAAGCUUACAUCUGCUCCUUCUCCAAUAGCACUGGACCUUCCUAGGAAUCACGACCACACUGAACCCCUGCCCAUACCAGAGGACAUGCUGCUGGGCUGGUGGAAGGUGACAGACAUGGAGGAGCUGAAAGCGCUAGUGAACGCUCUCCACAGCAGAGGCAUCCGAGAGAGAGCCCUGCAGAAACAGUUGCAGAAAUCCAUGGAGCUCAUAGCGCAGACCUGUAACAAGAACCGAGAGGUGGCAGUUAUGGAGGUCUCAGAGCUCGACGAGGGCCAGGUUUCCGUGGAGACGCUGCAGGAGUGGUGUGUGGAGGAGCAGGCCAUGGAGACCGACAUCGCUCUGCUGCAACAGGUGGAGGAGCUGGAGCGCAAAGUCACGUCCGCCAGCCUGCAGGUCAAGGGCUGGACAUAUCCUGAACCACAGUCCGAAAGAGAGGAUCUGGUCUAUUAUGAGCACAAGCCCCUCCCCAAGCCCCGCCCUGGGGCGGAGUCUCAGGAGGAGCGAAGCUCGGAGAAGGGCCUGAUCCGUCGACCCAGCAAUCCGCUGGACAUCGCAGUGACGCGAUUGGCAGAGCUGGAGCGUCACAUCGAGAGAAGGUACCUGCGGAGCCCCUUAGGGACCACCAUCCAGAUCAAACUGGAUAAUGUGGGUACAGUCACUGUCCCCGCACCUGCUCCAUCCACUAGCGCUGGAGGGGAAGGGGGAGAGGAAGAGAUUGCUCCAGGGAUGAAGCUGUGGCGGAAGGCACUGAGCGAGUUACGCAGCUCCUCUCAGCUGGCCAUGUGUCUGCAGCAGCUCCAGAAAUCCAUCGCCUGGGAGAGGUCCAUCAUGAAAGUGUACUGUCAGAUGUGCCGAAAGGGCGAUAAUGAAGACCUGCUUUUGCUGUGUGAUGGCUGUGAUAAGGGGUGUCACACCUAUUGCCACAAACCCAAGAUAACCAACAUCCCAGAGGGAGACUGGUACUGCCCUGCUUGCAUCUCCAAGGCAAGCGGUCAGUCACCUAAAUCUAAGAAGAUUCCCAAUCGUGCACCACCAGCCACUGGAGGAAAAAAAGCGACAGAAGCAGCCAAGAAAAGCAAGAAGCAGACUGAGACAUGUGAAGAAGAAGAAGCCACCAGCAGCAACAGCACCCCAAAGAAAGCAGCUUCCACCUCCACCCAGGCCAAGAAGAAUACCUCCACGCCCCCAGCACCCAAACCAGACAGCCCUGCCUGUGUAAAAAGAGCCAAAACAGCCAGAGACAACAACCGGGACCUGGGCCUCUGCAGGAUUCUGUUGGCUGAACUGGAACGCCACCAGGAUGCCUGGCCCUUCCUUACACCAGUUAACCUCAAAUCUGUCCCAGGGUACCGCAAAGUCAUUAAAAAACCCAUGGACUUCUCCACUAUCCGUGAGAAACUCGUCAGCAGCCAGUAUCAGAAUUUAGAAACGUUCAUCAUCGAUGUCAAUCUGGUGUUCGACAACUGCGAGAAGUUCAACGAGGACAACUCUGACAUCGGCCGGGCCGGGCACAACAUGAGGAAGUUCUUUGAGAAGAGGUGGACUGAGCUGCUGAAGCAGACUAACUGAGGUGGUCUCGGACCACCACGGGCUGUCAUUUCAAACCUGCGACCGGGGCUCAAAAGCGGAGGAGUCGCAGCUCUCUCUGCGACACAGAGCCUUCAGGACCGACCAAUCCCACAUCAACACCCAAAGAGACACAAGACAGCGGGUGUCUUUGUGCAAUACCAUUUCCUUCUAGAAAAGAUAAAUCGCACUGAAAUUUCAACCAUCAGAGCUGUACUAAGGAGAAAAAUCCCUUUCCACUACUUGUAAAUAUCUUUUUAUUUUGGUUUUGUAUUUUUACUUUAUCGUUAAUAUUAUAGUGAAUGUAUUUAAUUUUUUAAAUGAUUAUUUAUGACUAAAUAAAAGAAAGGUCCACUCUUCAUUUUCUAUGAAAAGGAAGAAACAGCAAAACUGCUUUAAAUCUAAUGGAAUGUUUAUUUGUUUGUGUUUUUCCUCUCCAAAUAUGAAACAAAGCCAAGAAAAAAAAGAAACUGUUUACACUGUUCUGUGCCAUGUGGCAUCAGAGUAUUCAACCCUCUGAACGUGAACUAACGGCAUCACUGUACACACACACACACACACACACACACACACACACAUACAUACACACACUCAGACAAGCAGGAGGCACCCAUGUGUACAUACUGUCUAUUAAUGUCAAUAUAUUGAGUCUUGUUUGGAAUGAUGUGUACAUAUUGUUUCAGACAUUGGAUAUUGUUUAUGCCUUAGAACGUUUGUAGCAAUUAAUUUUAGUCUUAAAGUGAUUAAUAAUAUACAUUUAUUGUUUGUACAGUAUAUCCAUAUCCUCUACAAAACACUGUGGUCUCCUUAAUCUUAGUAGUGCCUGCCCUUCAGAACAGGGUAUAGGGAAGAUAAUUUGUUCUUUUUUGUUUGGUUUCGUUUUUUCCCUUUUUUGUAACGUUAUUGUUUUCUUAUAUACAACACAUCAAGGCCUCCGCUCAAAGGCAUACUGUACGAAACUCAUAUCUGAACCCAUAUGAAAGCUGUCGGAGUAUUCUUCAGUAUCCCUGGCCCCAGAGGCGCUCCGAGAUGGACAGCAGGCGUUCUGUAAGCACCCGCGUGCGUCGUGGCCCACUGGAGGCAGCUAGAACAGAGUUUUUUUGUACCUGCGUCAGAGUACUUGAAGUUAUUUUAUUUAAAGAUAUUGUGGGAAACAAAUGGUAGCGUUCUUUUUGUAGGAGCAUUAUUUUUCACUAGUGUGUGCUUGUAUGUGUGUGUGUGUGUGUAUGUGUGUGUGUGUGUGUGUGUGUGUAUGUGAGAGUACGAGAGUGUGUUUGUGCGAGUGUGUGGAUGUUUGGCACGGACUUAUUAAAAGGAUGUUUU
Onychostoma macrolepis is the source of this 8934-nucleotide messenger RNA. RefSeq names its product bromodomain adjacent to zinc finger domain, 2Ba (gene baz2ba). The record is from RefSeq and is a predicted model, not a curated record. NCBI's taxonomy places the organism in Eukaryota, Metazoa, Chordata, Actinopteri, Cypriniformes, Cyprinidae. Bases 526 to 7614 code for a protein of 2362 amino acids. Gene Ontology annotation, molecular function: DNA binding; protein binding. The transcript has 37 exons.